Messenger RNA from Cucurbita pepo subsp. pepo (vegetable marrow), 792 nucleotides. NCBI's taxonomy places the organism in Eukaryota, Viridiplantae, Streptophyta, Magnoliopsida, Cucurbitales, Cucurbitaceae. The record is from RefSeq and is a predicted model, not a curated record.
AUGUCGGUGGUGAUGAACAAGUUACAACCAUCCCAACUAGCAGAAGAACAGAGAAAUGCUGCUAGGUUGUUCAAGCAGCUUCAUUGUCAGCUUCAGUCCAAACUCUCCCUGGGAGAUCUCAACAACAACCAAGUAGACGAAGCAAUGGAGAAAGUGUUGGCUUUGGAUAGAGCAUACCCACUUCCUUUAUUAGGAUCCAUGAUUGAAAAACUCCCCACCAAUGUGGAGCCUGCAACUUGGUGGCCUCAACGAAAGACAAUGCAGAAGCCUAAGCAUAAGCAAGCAAGCACGAAGCUCGGUGGAAAUGGAUGGAGUAGGGCGCUAGAAGAUGAAAUGAGAGAGAUUGCUGGGGUGCUAAAGAGAGAUCAGCAAGAAUACUUGAGAUUGAGCCAAAAGGCCUUACAAAUCAACAAGAUUUUAGCAGUUUCUGGCCCAUUAUUAACCUUGCUUGGAGCAUUUGGGUCAGUUCUUGUAGGUUCUUGCUCAGGGACAUGGCCUGUUAUACUUGGAGUUGUAGCAGGAUCUAUGGCGAGCAUUGCGAACGCAAUGGAACACGGUGGUCAAGUUGGGAUGGUGUUUGAGAUGUACAGAAGCAAUGCAGGUUUCUUUAAGCUCAUGGAAGAAACAAUCGAAACAAUCGAAUCGAACGUAAGAAGGGAGAAUGGAGAAGUGUUGGAAAUGAAGGUUGCUUUACAACUAGGGAGGAGUUUAUCAGAACUCAGGGAAUUGGCUGCAUCAAAUUCAAGCAGAAGAACAGAGGAAAUGGGAGAGUUUGCAAGCAAGCUUUUCUAA